UUAAUUGAACUCCUUCGCAAAAACUUGCCAAUUCUAAUUUAUAUUUUCUUUCCUAAACAAGAACAGAAGGCAUUCUGAUUAGAACUUAGGAGUCAAUGAAUCAAAAUAAGGCACCAUUACCAUUGCCAGUUAGAAGUCGUUCAAGUGAUGAAAUCAGAAACUUGGCCUUGGCCUCAUUUUCAAGCAACCUCUUACCAGCAUUUGGCGCCAACAUUGCUGAUGACGGUCACCUAAACAUUAGAAAAUAUGUCAUCACUCCCUUUGAUCAUAGAUAUCGGCUGUGGCAGACAUUCCUUGUUGCUUUGGUCGUAUACUCUGCAUGGGCAUCUCCAUUCGAGCUGGCUUUCACAGACGUGGCAGUUGGGUCGUUGUGGCCCGUUGAUCUACUCGCCGAUGCCUUCUUUGCCAUUGAUAUAGUCCUAACUUUCUUUGUGGCUUAUUUGGACACAUCAACCUAUCUCCUCGUUGAUGACCACAAGAAGAUAGCCUUCAGGUACUUGAGAAAGUUAGAUUUUCCCAUGGACGUGGCGGCAACUUUGCCGUUUCUGCAGAUAUACCAAAUUCUGAUGGGUAAAACGUACGGAGAGGUCUUGGGUUUCAUGAAUAUGCUCAGGCUUUGGCGAUUAAGGCGUGUUGCCAGGAUUUUCUGCAGGCUAGAGAAAGACAUUCGAAUUAGCUACUCGGCCACAAGAUUUUGUAAACUUAUAUGUGUUACGCUAUUUGCAGUCCAUGUCGCAGGCUGCAUGUAUUAUUGGUUGGCUGCCCUAGACACAAACCCUGGGAACACAUGGAUUGGGAAGCCGACACAAGAUUUUGAACACAUGAGCGUCUGGCGGAGAUACACGCGUUCCAUAUAUUGGUCUAUUGUUACUCUUACCACUGUAGGCUAUGGAGAUUUUGUUGCCGUGAAUAUGGGCGAGAAAAUUUUCACUAUCUUAUAUAUGCUCUUUAACAUUGGCCUCAGUGCAUAUAUAAUCGGAAACAUAACAAAUCUGGUCGUCCAUGGCACUGUCCGAACUCAUGCGAUGAGGGAUGCCAUCAACCAAACACGGAAAUAUGCAAGCAAAAAUAGACUCCCAGAAGGCUUAAAAGAGCAAGUGCUGGCACACGUUCAGUUGAAGUUUAGAACAGCAGCGCUACAGCAAGAACAAGUGCUACAGGACUUGCCAAAGGCAAUUAGAUCGAGCAUCGCUCAGCAUCUUUUCCGUGACAUAGUUGGAAAUGCAUAUUUAUUUAAAGGAGUCUCUGAUCAUUUUAUCACCCAACUGGCGUCAGAAAUCAAAGCAGAAUAUUACCCGCCUAAGGUUGACAUUAUCUUGCAAAAUGAGAUGCCAUCAUAUUUCUAUAUUUUGGUAUCUGGAGCAGUGGAUGUGCUAAUCUACAUGAAUGGAACUGAACAGCAUUUGUUGAAACUAGAAUAUGGAGGGAUGGCAGGAGAAAUAGGAGUUAUGUUUAAUGUCCCCCAACCUUUCACAGUGAGAUGUAGGAGGCUUUCCCAAGUCGUCCGAAUUAGUCAUGAUCAUUUCAAGCAAAUGGUGCAACCAUAUAGUAAUGAUGGGAAAGCAAUUGUCACCAACUUCAAUCAGUACUUGAAGGGCUUGAAAAAGAGGGUGCAAGAAGAAAUUUCUUAUCUGGCAGAAUUGUUAAGGGACCUUCAUCUUGAGCAGGUAACACAAGAACAAGGCAUGUAUGAUGAAGGUUCAAAUUAUCAUGAAGAUGAACCAUAUAAACAAGGAAAGAAAGGAAAUUCUAAUCCAAGGUCAAGUCUAGUCCCGCCCAGAGUGAAAAUUCAUGGACAUCAUCCUAAAGAGAACCGGAAGGAAAAUCAAGCCUCACAGGCACUAGUACUUCUCCCAGAUACAAUGGAAGAACUUUUCAAAUUAGCAGAGAAGAAGUUUGGGAAAAGAGGAAGCAAGAUUCUUAUGGCAGAUGGCUCAGAAGUAGAAAAAAUAAGCGUCAUAAGAGAGAACGAUAAGUUAUAUAUCUUCUAAAGGUAAAAUAAAGCAGUGACCAGAGGCUGAUCUCUUUGCUAUAAUGCUAUUCUAAGUGACAGUACUAAGACAAAUUUUGACUAUUUACUUGAUAGUUGGCAGGCAACAUUAUAUUAUAUUGAGGAAAAACUGCCUCGAAUGUAUGGAGACAUUUGUGAACUAAAAUUAAA
Molecule: messenger RNA, 2161 nt
Organism: Prosopis cineraria
Lineage: Eukaryota; Viridiplantae; Streptophyta; Magnoliopsida; Fabales; Fabaceae
Product: potassium channel KAT3-like
Exons: 13
Coding region: 96-1991 (631 amino acids)
Biological process (GO): transmembrane transport; potassium ion transport
Cellular component (GO): membrane
Molecular function (GO): voltage-gated potassium channel activity
Source: RefSeq, a predicted model, not a curated record